CGUCGCUUCGAGACCCUGCAUAUUCAUGCACUGAAUUCACACCAAGAUGGGGUGCUAGUCUUUUCGCGCGUUGCCGUUCAGUUCAGUCUUGGUGGCAAAUUUUUUGAUCGCAUUUCACCGCCUGUUGUUCAUUCGUUCAGUCGUGAUUUGCGCAGCCCCAGUCCGCGCUGGAUCGACAUUGACUUGACUGCAUCAACUUCAGUUGAGGGCCACCGGCAGCAGCAGCAUCAAUUUAUGAAACAAAGAAACGGGCCUAAGCAAAGGGAAAUGCAGAAUAACUCGCCUUCUUUACGAUCACGGCGCUCUAUCCCAUCAGAAAGCGGGGACGAUAAUAACAAAUUUCGAUGUUUUAUUCCAGUCUCUAACAGCAAUGAUUCUCUGUGCCGAACGCGUCGGGUCCCUGACGUUCCCGCUUCGCAUGGUAGAGAGGAGGUCCGUUCUGCGGCUAAACAGGCCCCGAUCGGACGCUACGUGCGAGUUUCGCUUUGGUUCGAUGGAAAGAGCUGGAUCGCCAUUUCCGAAGUGAACUUCACCUCCAGUAAGUUGUUUCUUCCCCUUCUACUGUAUUCUCAAAUUAUUUUGCUCCGUCUGAAAGAUGGGAAUUUUUUCUGCCCUUUUGUCAAAUUCCGCUCCUAA
Protopolystoma xenopodis is the source of this 636-nucleotide messenger RNA. The record is from the annotation of a GenBank genome assembly. NCBI's taxonomy places the organism in Eukaryota, Metazoa, Platyhelminthes, Monogenea, Polystomatidea, Polystomatidae.